Molecule: messenger RNA, 2757 nt
Organism: Ectocarpus sp. CCAP 1310/34
Lineage: Eukaryota; Phaeophyceae; Ectocarpales; Ectocarpaceae
Source: the annotation of a GenBank genome assembly
UCGGUUUUUAGUGAGCAGGGGUUUGCCUCGCCAGAUGAGUAUUUGUCCGGACAUGCACUGUGUAAUCGGUGGUUGCAUCGUGUCUUGCGCAACGUGAUGCCUGCAAGCUAGAUAUUUCGAAACUAAUUGGGUUCCUUGAACGGCUGUUUGAUGCAAACAAAUUGGUCUUUUGUCGACAAAACAGACAAGGAAUCCCUAUUUAGGGGGGGGGUACCGCAGUUGGGAACGUUUCCUGCGACACGCUUUGUCAAUGGCAACCCUCCCGCGUUCCUUACCCGCACGUCCUCGGCGUUCGUCGCGCUUUCAGUCUUGCUGGCUGCUUUGGUGCUGGGUAACAUAGCUUGCUUCGCAUGGUUCCUCAUGCGGAGGCGUAAAGAACCCCCGACUCCGCCCUCCGCAGGCCGCCGUGAUGCCAACACCGAAGUGGAACUGGGCCGUCUUCGGAGAGACCUCGAGACUGAGCACAGCAGGCGCGUGAAGGCUGAGACCCUGGUCCAUCGGGCGAAGGGCGGCGGACUACGCUCUGGCGACUUCCCCAGCGUCCGCGACGUGUAUCAGCACGUGUAUCAGCUGGCGGACGACGCCCUCGCGUGGACCGAGAAAGCUUGCGCCGUCGGCGGGUCCCACCCGGCGGUGAACGGGACGAUUCUGAGCGUCCUGUACAACACUUUCCUGGUCUGCAGGGAGGAGGUGCAGCGGUGCUUGGACGAGAGGCUCCAGAACCUGUCGGCGUUUCUGGGCAACGACGAGCCCAUCCUGCUGUCGGCCGGCGACGAGAUGAACCUGGACACGCAGUACGUGCUGUACGAGUGCCUCUGCAAGGACUACCAGAGGAUCGUGCCCGCGGACCCGGACCGGAUGAACGCGCUGGCUGGGGUCGUCCUUCGGCGCUGCGAGGAGCCUGCAGACGAGAGCCUCGCCAACGAGAUCAUAUCUGGCCCCGCGUGGCCUUCCUUCGAGGCCCUCAUGAAGAACUACUUGAUGGUUUUCGUCGAGAUGGCCCUCCAGAAGCCAAGGGUGGAGUUCGAGGACAACUUGGGGGAUGCCGUGACCUUCGACUCCGUCGUUCACCGGGACUGGGCCCCAUACUCCAAAGCACCUGCCGGGCAAUCGUGUUCCAUUGUCUUCCCGGCCUUACGUCCUCAAGAGGGCCGACCGAUGUCAAACGCCAAGAUCGGAGUUGUGCGCCUCCCCGCCUAGACCUCCUUCGACAUUACGAUGGAGGAGGGACGGAAAAACCUGCGGGGCAGGGUCGCGUCGAAGGCCCGUGGGUCGCGGUAUUUUUGCCCGCUUGCGUUACAAAGGAAUACACGUGUGCGCGCAGGUGGUUGAGGUGAUGGCCGCCCCAUGGUACACCUUUUGCGGACCAUAUACUCCGUUCCCUGUGAUGCACGCAUAUUGUACAACAGCUUGACGUCGCAGAAGGCGAUAGUUUGAGGCCCACAUAUGCAUGAUGGGUAGAAAUGUACUUGUAGAUCUCUCGUUUGGGAGACCAUACGCCAGAAAUAAUACGAAAAAUGUUGAUAUGCCUUUAAGGUUGGCGGGCGAGAGAAGGAGCAGCGUCGCGUAGUUCGAUUUGUAUUAGACCUCACACCUUGCUUUUCGUCAUGUAGCAACGCGUGCGGUCGGCAACGUAGGUGUACGUGAUGUGUUUGGGUCUUGAGUAGGAGCACGCCAUGCUUGAGAGCUCUUUGACCAGUUACUGCUGUCCUGAGGUCACGAAGCGGCCUCAACGUCGAUGGCUUCGUAUUGUUUUGGAUGACGAAACAGGGACUAUUUUUAUUGUCGUGUAAGUUGACUUUGUUUUUUUUCCAGGCUAGGGUUGACUGAGUCUUUGCGACGUUUUGUGUUGUGGCUUCCCUUGCUCACUUGGAGGUGGUACGCGCGUGUUCGGUGGUGCCGUACGACUCAAGUCCGUCGCACAUUAUAGCUGGGCCCCAGUCUGAAAGAUGGCGUGUUGCGUCAUGGAAUUUGGAAUGUUCGGCAGUGUUUUCUAUUUUCUGUCGACCGUACAGUGGAAGUAGCAGUACAAUUGCCUCAUCUAUCAUUCGCAAGCAGGAGGGCUGUGCGGCCUCAGUGCACACGAAGCAAGCGUGGUGAUCGUUCCUGUGUUGUCAUUUAGUUAGUUGAGGAGGCGAGGCAGCACCCCAUGGUAUAUCAAAUGCCAAGGUAUGCGCGAGCGAGUGUUUUUGGAGCGCGAAUGGUGAACGAAUUUAGGACGUAAAUGGGGGAGAAGUAGCCGAUUAUUUCAACCAGCCUUCGGGGGGCCGAAUCAGUCACGUAAUUCAAACGAGAGCGAAGUUGUGAUGGGGGUAGCGAGGGUUCUCGUGAAAUCUGUGGCAGGAUAUCACUUGCUGCACAGAAAAAGUUAGAGAUGCAAGACAGGUGCAAUUUAUUUGUGCUUGGUAUGUGUGGCCUAGAGUAGCGGCGGGUAUUAAAGGCCACUUGAGCUACCCCCUGUGCAAAGAGCUCGUUCUUGAGCAGGAAAACGAAUUUCGAUGAUAUUGUGGUAUCGAGCGAUAGGUAAGAUCACCCCCCGCCUAUCUAAAACAGUGACGAGGUAAGGCUGGGGCCGUAGACCUGAGCUGCAAGCUCCAUUUUGAGAGAAAAUUACCCCUGGGGGUAUUAAAGGCCACUUGAAUCAUUGGUUGAUUUCGUACGUUUCAAAGCGGUUCAAGACCCAAGAUUUUGUGGGCACGCGUAAAAUACAGUAGGAAUGAAGAAAAAAUACGAGAAAAAAAAAUGAACGACACCCGG